This is a messenger RNA of Ostrea edulis (European flat oyster), 3155 nucleotides long. RefSeq lists its product as uncharacterized. The coding region runs from base 47 to 1666 and encodes 539 amino acids. The transcript has a single exon. NCBI's taxonomy places the organism in Eukaryota, Metazoa, Mollusca, Bivalvia, Ostreida, Ostreidae. Gene Ontology annotation, molecular function: ubiquitin protein ligase activity; zinc ion binding. The record is from RefSeq and is a predicted model, not a curated record.
UUUGCUGAAACCGCUAGGGAGAUUUGGAAGGUGUAAUUUGCAGAAGAUGUCGCAUGAGAAUAUCAAAGAUUUUGGUAAAUCAGUGUACGGGAAAGCUCCUGGUAUAGUGUUCAGUUAUCACGGAGACGAUGAGAAAGAAGAUCAGGUUCAAAAACGACCUGAGCAGGAUGAAAACAAAUCUAAAUACAUUACUGCGCCUAAAGCGCCCCUUCGUGCUUCCUUUGGAAAUAUUUCUGUUGCAAGCCUAAAGCGGAGUUUGAAAGAGCAACUUGUGGAAAAAGAAAAAAAGAUGGAGCACGAAUCAAAGUGUCUUACGGAUCAAAGUCAAACACCGCCAAUACCAAACCAUGGAAGAGUGUUUGAUAACCAGAUACUCUCUGCAGGUUCGUCGCUAUAUUCUAAAAGGAAAACCAGUGUUGUAAAGAACACUGACCAUGUUCAAACUAAAGCAAGCCGAGAAAAGGUUAAUUUGAACAAGUCUGUGACGAUAAAGAAACCCUUGUUGGACGAUCUGAGUGGGGUUUCCGUUAAGGACUUAUCUACUAACUUAAUCAGACUCAAAUUGAAGAGAGAUAGAGAGGCAGAAAGACCCAUUAGUGAUCAGGGAGAUAUUGAAGAACAUGAGUCAUCCGAAUUUCCUCAUGAGCAUUGUUUAUCCUGUUUUCACAAGAAUUGCAACGAAAUGAAAGAUUGCCCUCUGGUGAAAUGCAAGAAUAAGUGUGAUGAAGCUAUUUUUCAUAGGUGCAAACAACGAGAACAUGAUGAAAUGUGUAAACAUACUAUCAUUUCUUGUAUCAACAAAACUAUCGGAUGCCGGAUGGAAAUGCCGAGACACAAGCUCUGGUAUCACCUAAAGCAUUGCACUAAAAUGACGGAAACAGUCUUAAGGUAUCCAAGCUUCAAUUGCCAUCGACACUCUGGUGACUAUCAGCAAGCGCUUUCUCCUAACAGACCAACUGUAAAACAUAAGGACAUACACGAACAUUGUCUCCAUUGUCACAAAAUCAGCUGCUCAGAGGAGCCAGAGUGCAUGAUCAAACGAUGUUCUAACAAAGGGUGCUCGAUGAAAUUACAUGCAUGUAAAAUCAAAGAUCACAAACGAAUUUGUCUAUUUAAGGAAAUUCCCUGCAUCAAUAAAGAAUAUGGAUGCCAAUAUAAAAUUUCCAGAAUACUUCUUACAGAACAUUUACGUACUUGUCCAGUCAUGAAUUUUAAAGCUUUGGGUCUACCCCCAUAUAAUAUUUUGCAGAAUAUCAACGAGCAAAGCCACCAUUGUGAAAACUGCUACAACAGUAACUGUACAGUUCUCGUGGACAAAAAUUGCAUGAUGAAGGAAUGUGAUUGUGGUGCUCUUCUGCAUGCUUGUAAGUGGGAAGACCAUUAUGAAAACACAUGCCCCGCAUUCGUCAUGUACUGCAUAAAUUUCGACGCAGGGUGCAAGAUGAUCCUCACCCGUGGCAUGCUAACAACACAUCUUUUCCACUGCCCCGCUAUGAAUUGGGAACAACGAAAACAGUUACAAAGCGAGGAAGACUUAGUAAAAUCCGAUUAUCCUAACAUCAACACAGAAUUAGAAUCCACGGUCAACCUUGAUUCAGAUGAACAUGUUUAUGAAAAAUUGCCAAAACGUAAGAAAAAAGGCAGAAAAAACUGCAGAGUAAUGUAAGAGUUAGAAAGACAACAACAAUACUCCUCUUUCGUUUUUGGUUCAGGAAUUCAAAAGUGAUAAGUUUUCAUCAACGGUGAAACACAUAUGAAAAUAUUACAAUCAAUUUUCAAAUCAAUCUGCUUCAUGUUGAAAGAAUUUAAUGUUAUGAAGAAAAGAUAAAACGCAAGACAAAAAGUAACUGCAAAGUAAUGUAAGAGUUAAAAAGAUAACACCCCUGUAUAUUGUUUUAUUCUUAUUUUUAUCAUUUUUAUUACUUCGUGAAUAGCUAAGCCUCGUAAGCGAUGGAACAUAUGUGAUGACAUUACAAUCUUUCAUAUUAAUCUGCUUCAUUUUGAACGAAUUUGAUAUUUUCUUACUCAAAGAUGCUUUAGCGAUGAAGUCCUAUUUUUUAAAAGUAGUCAAAGAAAGAAUUUAUUAUUAUGAGAUUGGUCACUGUUCGUGAUCUUCACCUUUUUCUGAAAUACAAUUAUACAUGUAUGUAACAGACAGAAAUCGUUUAAUCGGGAUUUUUUUAUGGUACUCAAUGCUCAAAUUUUGAUAUGAAUAUUAAAGAUAUCAAUCUAGGUAUUUUUGUAAAUCACAUGUAUCAUUUUUAAUAAAAAUGCUUAUCAGAUUAACUCAGAGAAUUCUUAUAAGAUUGUAAUAUGUAUGAAAAUUUCAAGGAAACAUUUUUAUACUCUUAAAUGGUAUGACAUUUCAUUCCGCAUUGCGCGAAUGUUUAAAAGACAUAAGUGUAUGUAUAAAUAGCCUUCCUCACGUCCGGCCUGUAAGUGGUACACUCGAUGAUGUAAUGCCGAAAUGUUAUCAAUUGUCAAAACAGUGUGCUUCAAUAAGCUAUUUAAAUGCAAGAUUUUAUCAAGCAUUCUUUCAAAUGAAACCUUAAUCUUAUACAACUUUAAAUCGGAGAGUACUUGUCAUUCUCGCAGAUAUAGAUACUACACGAAAAUAACCAAAUACAUACGAAAUUUAUGGUACAUCUACACUAGCUAUGUUUUCAAAUACUUAUGAAAACGGUGUUAUUCAGCGAAACUUUAUUUACACGUUUUGAUACCAGAAUCAAGUUUCACAUGUCUCUCAACUGAUUCGAUACGCAAGAGCUAGUUCUGCAUAUGAUCAGUUUUUGAAUCGGACAAGGAAAGUUGAGUCAAAUGCUGUCUGAAGUGUUUCACACCAAACGUUAGGCCGUUCUUGGCACACUGAUUUUGACUUCGGAUUACUCCAUUUACCUGAUCAAGAUAUUGGCCCCACGGCGGGUGUGACCGGUCGACAGAGGAUGCUUAAUACUCUGACGUUAUGUUUUCUGGAAUGUUGAUAUAUUCUAUUUCAGGGUUUGAUAUCUGUGGGGUUUUUCUGGAUAGGGGUGGAAGUGGUAUGAUUACAUUUAAGAUGUUUAGUCAAGUUUAUCAUUGUCUCUCGUUGUCACUGACCACCAUAUAUGUGUACAAUUUUUCGCUGUUUACCGAGUAUUUUUAAAUAAAUUACAUUU